Pomacea canaliculata is the source of this 2510-nucleotide messenger RNA. Its product is annotated as ATP-dependent RNA helicase DHX33-like. Lineage: Eukaryota; Metazoa; Mollusca; Gastropoda; Architaenioglossa; Ampullariidae. Gene Ontology annotation, biological process: positive regulation of transcription by RNA polymerase I. Gene Ontology annotation, cellular component: nucleolus; intracellular anatomical structure. The record is from RefSeq and is a predicted model, not a curated record. Gene Ontology annotation, molecular function: ATP binding; RNA binding.
CCUUGAUUAAACACAAUUCGCGAAUGGUUCACAACAAACAAGAUGGCGACUACCGCGUGGUCCCAGGAUAAACAUCUGUCGUCAGUCAACUUAGCAAUGUCAGCACAGCAAAGAAAAGAUCUUCAAGCCUUUCGAAAUAGGCUUCCAAUCUUCAGUGUCAAAGGGCAUCUGCUGACUGAAAUUCAGAAAGUUAAGACAGCCAUCAUCAUCGGAGAAACAGGAAGUGGAAAAACUACUCAGAUCCCACAGUAUCUGUAUGAAAGAGGACUUAUCAGCAAACAGAUAGCUGUUACACAGCCUAGAAGAGUGGCAGCAAUUUCUUUGGCACAACGGGUAGCAACAGAACUUGGUGUAAAUGUUGGUGGCAAAGUGGGCUAUUGUGUUAGGUUUGAAGAUGUAACAUCCCCAGAGACAAAGAUCAAGUUUAUGACAGAUGGUAUGAUGCUGAGAGAGACUCUUCUGGACCCUCUUCUUAAGAGGUACUCAGUUAUUAUAUUGGAUGAAGCCCAUGAGCGAACUGUUCAGACAGACAUUCUGUUUGGUGUUGUCAAGGCAGCACAAAGGAAAAGAACAGAACAAGGACACCAUCCUUUAAAGAUCAUCAUAAUGUCAGACAUGGAUGUUGAUCACUUCUCUUCUUAUUUCAACGAUGCUCCAGUGCUGUAUGUGGAGGGACGUCAGUACCCUGUUCAGGUCUUCUACACAGCACAGACCCAAAGUGAUUACAUGUUUGCUUCCAUUGUCACACUUUUUCAGCUUCAUAAAGAAAAUCCAGACAGGGGUGAUGUACUUAUUUUCCUGACGGGUCAGGAUGAGAUCGAUGCUGCAGUAAAGAUGAUAAGGAGCGUAGCACGUGAUCUUGAUCAUAGUCUUCCUCGAAUCACUGUGUACCCUUUGUAUGCUGCGCUACCUUCACACCAGCAGUUAAAAGUUUUUGAGCCAGCACCACAGGGAGUGAGGAAAGUAGUGGUAUCCACCAACAUAGCAGAAACGUCAGUUACUAUCAGUGGCAUUAAAUAUGUCAUAGACAGUGGAAGGGUCAAAGCAAAAGUUUACAAUCCCAACAGUGGUCUUGAUUUGCUGCGAGUUGUGCAGGCUUCUAAAGACCAGUGUAUUCAAAGAAUGGGCCGGGCUGGUCGUGAAGAACCUGGCACUUGUUACCGGCUUUUCACAGAGCGAGAGUUUGAGCGAUUCCGUGACAACACCAUGCCUGAAAUACAGCGGUCCAAUUUGGCCAGUGUUGUACUACAGCUUCUUGGAUUAGGUAUCACUCGUGUCUUUGAUUUCGAUUUUAUUGAUCCACCCUCAGAAGAGCUGCUGUCUUCUGCCUUGAUAGAACUGCAGCAACUGGGAGCAGUGGAGGGCAUCCCUGAUGCAGAUUUGACACCUCUGGGAAAACAGAUGCUGGCAUACCCACUAGUACCUCGUCUUGCCAAGGUUCUAUUGCUCGCAAGUACACAUGGCUGCCUAGAGGAAAUACUAACCAUCGUGUCUAUGCUGUCUGUUGACUCUGUUAUGGUCAACCCCACAAACAAGAAGGACGAAGCGCAGGCUGCCCGCGACAAGUUCAUGUCCAGUGAGGGCGAUCACAUCACCCUGCUCAACAUCUUCAGAGCUCACAAGGCAGCCAAAAGCAGCAAGCAAUUCUGCCAGUGCAACUUCCUCAACGGCAGGAACCUGUCGACGGCGACGAGCGUGCGCAAACAGUUGCGCGACAUCUGCACGCGCCAGGGGCUGGAGGUCACCUCGUGCGGCCGCACCACCACUUCCGUCAGGAAAUGUUUGGCUGCGGGUUUUUUUAUGAGCGCUGCUCAGCUGCAGAAGGAAGGCGAAUAUCUCACGCUGGCCAGCAAUGAGCCGGUGUCCAUCCAUCCUUCAUCAGCCCUGGCGCGUAGCAAGCCGGCGGUUGUGAUCUACACGGAGCUGGUCAAGACCACAAAGUGCUACAUGAGGGAUGUGAGUGUGGUGGAUCCUUCCUGGCUGACUGAAGCAGCUACAGACUACUUCAGGAGAAAGAGACUUGGGCAUGUGAACACCUAGCAUGAGCAGUUUGUGCCAAGUGCCUUUUCAGUUUCCACUUUGGUUUUGUCAGCUGUGCAUUUACUGCUUCAGGUGAACAUUGGAUAUCAUUCAUAAAGACUGACGAAGAAAAACAAGACUUCACGAGACAGUUAAUGUGUUGCCAGUAGUGCUUCUGGUGCUAAGAUGUCAUGUUUGCAAGUUGUGGUUCUUGCUUUUGUACGAAGAGAAGUUCUUCACUCAUUUCUGUGUGCCUGCCUUUUGCCAAGCUGCAAGUCAUCUUGAAGUAUGCUCACAUGAAAUGCAGUGUACAGACAGGUCAACAAAUCUAAAUUUUUACAAUUCCCUAAGACAUGUUGAUGACUGCAAUAUUGUGGAAACUAUUGUUUAAGCAUGGAAAAUCAUUAUCCAUAUUCAGAACAUGGACAAUAGUUAUCCAAAUUACAGACUGUUUGGGGAAAGGUUCAAGACAAAUAAAAAUGUUGUCUGUA